GCAUCAAAUGAAGGAAUUGAGGUUGGGUAUCCAUACAUUCCAAGUCCAAGUUAUGGAGAAGCAGUUUAUUCCACGUUAUUGGUGAACCAUACAUUUGGCAAUUCAUGGAAUAGUCCUGCUUCGGCUUCUUUUGAGGUUCCUAAAGGUUUGAAAUUCAAUAAGGUUGUUUUGACCUUGAACACUUCGGUUGAUUACGUUCAAUAUGACAGAUUAGCACACAUAUUCAUUAAUGGAGCUGAAGUAUGGAGAACAUCCACAAUCGAACCAAGUGGUCGCUUGAGGUUUUCGACAUUCAAGAAAGAUAUUUCUCCAUAUGCACUGUUAUUUGAUGGAGACGUAAGUGUAUUAUUCUCAUUGUCAAAUAUUGUUACUGAUUCGUUAAAGGGGGAAUUCGAUACUCAAUUAUACGCUGAUUUUUACUAUUCUGAUAUUCCUGCUCUAACUGGAGAUGAAGAUUCUGGUGUUGAAGAUGUUUUAAACCUGGGAAUAUUGUCAACUAGUGAUACUCCUAGCAAGGUUAUACCGUUAGUUCCAAAAUCGUCAAGUAGAGCAAUUCCAGUUCUCAGUUUACCGGAUGAUACUUUUGAAAUAACAUUACCUAAAUUCCCAGUAAAUACUACAAGAUUAAGAUUAUCGAUAUUCGCUUCAGGUAAUGGAAAUGAAGAAUUUUGGUACACAAAUUUACUCGAUAAAUAUAAAGAUUUGUUUGGAGGCUCAUGGUUAACCCAUGGUCCAAUAAGGUUUAUCAAUGUAUACUUUAACGGACAAAAGAUAUUGAGUCAAACACCUCACCCCGUUAUUUUCACCGGUGGUAUCGCUCCUACUUUAUGGAAUCCAGUUUCUAAUAAUGCCUUUGAUUUAAAAAGUAACGAUUUAGAUAUUAGUGGGUUAUUGCCAUAUUUAUGGGAAUCAUCGAGUUCCAACAAUACACUUCAAAUAUCAAUAAGCAAUGGUAUCGAUGAAUUCAAUGGAGGUGAUUCAGGAAUCGGUAGUAAUUGGUAUACUAGUGCUAAUAUUUUAAGCUACGAGAAUCUGCAAGUUGAAAAAUCAACUGGAGAAAUAAUUCAUAUUGGACAGAGAGACAGAGGAAACUCCAUUGGUGUUAAUGUACCAUAUUCUGGAACAUAUCAACAAAUAGUGAAUGGGAUAUUGAGUGCUGAAUUGACUAGUCAAUUGAAUUUUAGUUUAAUUACCGGAGAAGAGUUAAAUACUUUAUUUUCAUAUCAUACUAAGGGAGAAGUAGCGAAUGUGCAAAAUUAUGCUUCUUCUGGUAGCAUACAAAAUAUUGUUCAUGUUGGACAUUCGGUGAAGUCUUUAUUGAUAACCAACGUUGAUAAUUUGGAUACUAUCUUAAAAUUCAAUGCUUCUUUAAGUUAUCCGUUAACUUUAGGAACUACAACAGUCGAAGAAUCAGAUCGUACUAUAUUAGAUGUUAAAAUUGUUAAUGUGAAAGAGGUUCAAGUUGAUGAAAAGGAUAUAAAAAUAUUUGAAGCGGCAGUGGGACAGAAUGGUAGUGCUCAUUUCAUCAUGACGAACUCCGGUAAUUCAGGAACUGGGAAAUUACAUGUUGAUUAUAGAUUAAAGUCUAUUCUUGGUGAUUUGAAUUAUAGAAGAAUUGCCGAUGGAGUCAAUUUACAAAUUGUCAGUGAUGUUGAACAAUAUGGACAAUUAGAA
This is a messenger RNA of Hyphopichia burtonii NRRL Y-1933, 1674 nucleotides long. RefSeq names its product Png2p (gene PNG2). The record is from RefSeq and is a predicted model, not a curated record. Lineage: Eukaryota; Fungi; Ascomycota; Pichiomycetes; Serinales; Debaryomycetaceae. The transcript has a single exon. The annotation marks the transcript as partial.